ACAUACGCUGCAUUCUCCCACACAUUGAGCUGCUCUGCAGUGUUGUACAUAGAAAGAGGACUAGGUCAGAGUCUCCUUGCUAGCCUGCCUGUAGGCUCAGCUGACAUGUGAAGUUAGCGACCUCGGGGACUGGCUGAUGCAAACGCCAGCUGAAAUGAGCCAUUUCCUCCAUGGAUGAGAUGGAGCAACAGCAGCUCUGGUAAUGACAAAGAAGAUGUGGACUUCUGGUGGAUCCAAGUGGAAGAAAGGAUGAGGAGGUGCCAGUAAAAGAGGCAAAGGGGAUGAAUGGAUUAAGGAAAAUGUGUGAGGGAGUAUUUUUCUUUUGAGGGAGUAUUUUUGUUUAAAGACAGGAGAAGAGUGAUUUAAUUAAGCAUGAAGACAAAGGAAAGGAAAGGAAAUAAAGAGAAAUGACCUCCAAGAUGUAGAAAGAAAAGAACACAAGAAUGAACAAAAUGGAAAAGGCAAACUAAAACAAGAGUGAGGAGAAGAAAGGGGCCUAGUGCAGCGUAAAACAGAGAGAGCUAUAAAAAUAGAGAGAUAUUGUAUGUGGAUCCUAACAAAGCAGAAAGUGCGAGAGAGGAGGUUGAGGAGAAAAUUAGAGGGAAGAGAAAACCUGCAUGGGGCAGGCUUGAAGAGGGAGGCAGAGUUGUAAACACAAGGAUUGGAAAGUCAGUGAGGAAGAAAGCAGAGAAAGUUGCAGCUUGACGGAAAGCUGGAUAGUAGCGAAUGGAUGUGCGAUGGGAAGGAGAGGAAACUUCAGUCUGAGCAAAGGAGAAAGAAAUAGCAGCAUGUCAUCAUCCGCACCAUGAGGGCUUCAAAGAUUGAGGCUAAGGAGGCUUGUGAUUGGCUUAGAGCGGCAGGAUUUCCACAGUACGCUCAGCUGUAUGAAGAUUCCCAGUUUCCAAUUGAUAUUUCCUCAGUGAAAAGGGACCAUGACUUCCUGGACCGGGAUCUGGUGGAGCCUCUGUGUCGACGUCUAAAUACUCUGAACAAGUGUGCCUCCAUGAAACUGGAUGUCAGUCACCCCAAGAAGAAAGGUGAUGACUCUGAUGAAGAUGACCCGUUGGCUAUCAGCAAACGGUGGACGUUCGAGUGGAGUAGCCGACGUUGGUCUCGUCUGCAAGACUUCCUGUUGGACAGCACCAAUGAAAGCAGCCCGACAGGUCAGGGGGGGGGUCUGCGCAGCACAGUGAGCAGUGAGAGCGUGCUGACAGACCUGAGCGAGCAGGAGAUCACAGAAAUCUCCUCGCUGCACAGUGAGGACUCCGCCUCCGCCAUGCCUGACUCCAUAUCUAUGGCUUCCCUUUCCGCUUCCUACCAACCACCCAGGGACCUUCCACACUACAACUCCCUGCCAAUCAAGAGCAGCCGCCAUGGGCAAGGAGGGCGGAGCAAAGCGAAAGAGUUUUUACGUCGAAUGGAAAUAAUGCGCACUUGGGGGCCAUCGACGAGGCGGAAAAGCUCAAGUCGCAGGCCACCACUGGUCAUCAGUGGGCCAGUGUUACAGGGAGAGGAGCCUCAAGCACUGCAGAUGCUCCAGUGUACUCCCAUCAGCCAGUUAGAACACAGCCCUAAACACAACCACCAAACUGAUGGCGACACUUCUGCUGUCACCCUUACCAAUGAUUGUAAAGACGAAUCUAUGGUGAGUGUGAGCCCCAGCAGUGAGACAGUGGCGCCCAGUGUGAAGGAGCCUGUGUGUACAAAACCCCGCACUGCCAGCAAGAGAAGCAGCAUGUAUCUGGAGGAUAUGGAGCUGCCUUCUCAGGGUAAGAGGACUGAGGGACAGAGCCAGUUUGGCAGAAACCAGUUUCACUCAUAUGAAAACCUCCUCAUUCACAUCCCCAAAGACCAUAAACCAGGCACCUUUCCAAAAGCUCUAUCCAUAGAAAGCCUGGCGCCUUCCCCUGGUGACAGGAACAAUGGCUCUCAGCCACAGGCCCAAACUUCUCCACCCAACAAUGGCCUGGGUGAGGCCUGGUCUGGUAAACCUCUUUCCAAACCACCCUGUCCUGGUGCUCCACGGGGCAGCAGGGUGAGUGUUUAUGACAACGUGCCGGGCUCCCACCUGUAUGCCAGCACUGGAGACCUGCUGGACUUGGAGAAAGAGGACAACCUGUUCCCUCACCUGGAUGACAUCAUCCAGCAUGUCAGUGGUUUGCAACAAAUUGUGGACCACUGGAGCCGCAGUGUGCUGCCCGAGGGUGAGACAGGGGAGGGGGAGGAGGAAGGGGAAGGCAGGACCACCCCCAGUGAAGGUGAGAGAGAUGGAGUCUCCUUGAAUGACACUGAUUCAACAGGGACUAGUCGGGAGAGGCGGGACUCUGGAGUUGGGGCCUCGCUGACAAGACCACGUCUACGAUGGCCCAGUUUCAGAACCUCUGAUCAUCUCAACCAGCCAGCAUCCUCACUGCAGAUCAGUAGCCAAUCAGCAGGUCAGCUCAGCCUGCUGCAGAAGUUCUCUUUGCUCCGCCUCACCGCCAUCAUGGAGAAAUACUCAAUGUCUAAUAAGCAUGGAUGGACAUGGUCUGUGCCCAAGUUUAUGAAGCGCAUCAAGGUGCCAGACUACAAAGAGAAGAGUGUGUUUGGCGUUCCCCUCAUCGUCCAUGUCCAGCGUUGUGGUUUUCCGCUCCCUCUGUGUUUACAGCAGGCCCUCAGCCACCUCAGGACACACUGUCUGGACCAGGUGGGAUUGUUCCGCAAAUCCGGCGUGAAGUCUCGUAUUCAGGCUUUGAGGCAGCAGUGUGAGCUGUCCCCUGACUCUGUGAGCUACGAGGACCAGUCAGCUUACGAUGUGGCCGACAUGGUUAAACAGUUCUUCAGAGACUUGCCUGAGCCUCUCCUAACAAGCAAGCUGGGGGAAACCUUCUUGCAUAUUUACCAGUAUGUCCCAAAGGAGCAGAGGUUGCAGGCUGUCAGAGCGGCCAUUUUGUUGAUGCCAGAUGAAAACAGGGAAGUUCUGCAGACGUUGCUCUACUUCCUGCGUGAUGUCACUUCCCUGGUGGAGGAGAACCAGAUGACACCGAUGAACCUGGCUGUUUGUCUGGGACCUUCGCUCUUCCACCUCAGCAUACUGAAGAACGAGACGCUGUCACCAAGGUCAAUCCAGAGGAAGUACACCACAGGUCGCCCCGAUCAGAAAGACCUGAGUGAGAACCUGGCCGCCACUCAGGGCCUGGCACAUAUGAUCACUGAGUGCCAGCAUCUGUUUCAGAUCCCAGAGGAGAUGGUGACCCAGUCUCGUAACUCUUACAUGGAGGCUGAGCUGAUGGUGCCCCCGCUGGACGAGCUGUGCAAGGCUCAUGAGGAGGAAGUGGAUGAGGACGAGGAAGAGGAGGAUGAGGAAGGAUCCUAUCAUGCACACCUAGAAAGCCUGGUCCAGAACUUGCUUAAAGAAGCCAAAGAUAAGAGCAAAGGCUGGGUGUCUCGUUCAACUACUGACCAUACAGAACUGGCAUUUAAAAAGGUAGGGGAUGGUAAUCCUCUCAGGCAGUGGCGAGUGUGUGUGGAGGUCUCCGCAACUCCCAAUGAGGUGCUGCAGCGGCUGCUGAAAGAGCGCCCUCUGUGGCAGACUGAACUACAGCAGGAGAAGGUUCUGGAGACGCUGGAUAAGCAGACAGAUGUGUACCAGUACUCCUGCUGCAACAUGGCACCUCAGCCCAGCUGUGACUAUGUGGUACUAAGAUCAUGGCGCACAGACCUGUGCAAAGGCUCAUGUGCGUUGGUGUGUGUGUCUGUCGAACAUGAUGACAGCCCACGCAUGGGAGCGGUGAGGGGGGUUGUGUUGGAGUCACAGUAUCUCCUUGAGCCCUGUGGGACGGGGAGGACCAGGCUCACACAUAUCUCCAGAGUGGACCUCAGGGGAAGAUCUCCAGAAUGGUACAACAAGGCUUUUGGUCACCUGUGUGUUAAUGAAGCCCAGAGGAUCCGCUCCUCUUUUCACCCUCUAGAUCAGACGAGCACUGAGGCCAAGAUCUGAACCCCAGAAAUCAAGCUUUAUCUUGGGUCACACUGCCAGAGUAACUGGGUCUGAGUACCAGUGGCCCAGAAUGGGAAUCAUCCAGGCAGUGGACUUUGGUGUCUUUUCAUGCUGCUGAGCUACACUGAGCUUUACUGUACCAUACUGUACUGAGUUACAGUCAUUCACACAGAGAAGAGUAUUUUUUUUGUCAUGUAUUCCAGUAAUUCUGCAUAGACAUCUUUAAACAACAUAUCUCUACUUAUGUUCCAAGCCAUGUUUUGUACCAUAGCACAAAAGCUGUUUUCGAAAUAUGAAACCGUUAAUUUGAUUUUCUUUGACUAGCCACUGAUGUUUCACAUAAUUGGCUCUUUACCAUGUGCAUUCAUGGAAGGACAAGGCUGUGUGGACACUGUGUAUUUUCAUUGUUUCAUUGCUGUGGGCCAUUUUUCAAAAUCCUCCUCUAUAAAUACAUAAAUCUUAAAAAAAAAAAAAAACAUGACCCAGUGAAAACAGCCAGCAUCGGCAGGCUUGAUCAUGAGAUGGUUGCCAUAGUGUAAGGGUUAAUAUUUAAUCUGCAACACUUUAAUUUGAUAUCACAUUAAUUCUUACUGUGAUAGAUUACCUAACUGAAGCUUACAUACAGCUAUAACUGAUUUUGUAGUAUGUGUGAUCAAAGUUGGCGUGAAAGUUACUCAUACAAGUAGAAUACCUAUAAAUCUAUCUCAACUCCAUUUCUUUUAAGUGCCAUAUGGCCUGUCUGGAAUAUACAUGACAAUAUAGAUUUGAAUGAAAGUGUUCAUAAUAAUUUCUCCUCUCAUAUUGAAUUAACAGUCACACAAACAACAUUGACAAUAUUUGACAAUUACAUAUUAUCCACAAUUAUUAACCGAUUAAUCUAUUAAUAAACUAACCCAAACUGGACCUUCAUGACCUACAUCGGCUUUUUUACCCCUUCUACAUCUACAAAGCUGUUAACUCACACAUAUAUAUCCACAUUUAUAAAAUGCACUUAGUUAUCAUGGAGCCCUCUACAGAUACUGUAAAGAUCCAAAAACUUGAGCUGUCCAUGGGAAUGACCAAGACCAGUACAAUAUGGGUACACGACAGCACUACAUUGUGAAAAGUGCACUAGUUUCAGGAAAAACAAGUACACGAGGGAUCUGGAUCACAGGAAGAUGAAACAGACAUUGGGUCCAUACAUGUGCUUUAACCCUGUUAUGGAUACAUUGUGUUGGAUAUCACUGUUGAUUAAGUUCUCUGUCACUAUUUUCAGUGUUAAUUUUAUCUAAAUGAAAUGUUAUUUUAAAGUUAUUAUUGUCAUUAUAUCUCUGUAUGUGGUAUUAUUGUUGCUUUUUUUUUUUUUUUUUUUUGCUGUCAUGUUAUACAAUGUCUAAGACAUGAGACCAUUUCACUGCUUCUGGGAAGCAUGUUUGAAAUUUUGCAUGUGUGGGUGGGUGUGUGCAUGGAUGUACCUGUGUAUCUGCAUUUUAGAUAUACGUACAACCUGUAUUCUAAACACAUAAAUAUAUGACGCUUUCUGUGCCAGCAGAUCAAACUUCAUAGCUUUUCAGGGUCUUCCUAACAUACUGAUAUGCUGAAAUGUGAACUUUCCACAGCAUCCUACUAAAGCAAUAGCAGACUAAAGCUUGCUCUGCCAUGGCACUGCCUUGGCUUUUUGCGUUUUGCCUGUAGGCAGCGUUGCUAUGAUACAGUAUCUCUACAGUGCCACCAAAAUCCUGUGUGGAUGAUGUUUGCUGGAGAACAGUGUGGUGUGUAUGUGUGUGCGUGUGUGUGUGUGUAAAUAUGUAUGUAUGAGGAAGACAAAAAGACAGACAAAAGAGCGAGUGAGUGACUUUGACAUGAGCCCUCGGCUGUGUGUGGAGAGGCUCCAAAUCGAGCUGAGUAGCUGAUCUGUGCUUGGUUAUUUCUGACAGUGACAGAAAAUAGAACCAUUGUUUCUUAAACAAGAGAAUUAAAAA
Molecule: messenger RNA, 5940 nt
Organism: Toxotes jaculatrix (banded archerfish)
Lineage: Eukaryota; Metazoa; Chordata; Actinopteri; Toxotidae
Gene: stard13a
Product: StAR-related lipid transfer (START) domain containing 13a
Exons: 14
Coding region: 806-3979 (1057 amino acids)
Biological process (GO): signal transduction; regulation of Rho protein signal transduction; actin cytoskeleton organization
Molecular function (GO): protein binding; GTPase activator activity; lipid binding
Source: RefSeq, a predicted model, not a curated record